GGUUGCAGAGACCCGGUCCCACAGCAGCGGCGGGUGGCUCUCGCUGCCCUGCUCUGCACGGGGCAGGGCGGAGCGGGCUGCGCAGCCCGGGCACGAUGCGUUGAGCGCUCGGAGGGCCAACCGCCGCGCCUCUCGGCGGCAACCGGCGGCACCGAUGGAACCACUGGGCAACUGGAGGAGCCUGCGGGCGCCACCGCCUUCGAUGCUGUUGCUGCUGCUCCUGCAGGUGGCGGGGCCCGUGGGCGCCCUGGCGGAGACCUUGCUGAACGCGCCGAGGGCCAUGGGCACCAGCUCCAGCCCGCCCAGCCCUGCGAGCGUGGUGGCUCCCGGAACGACGCUGUUCGAGGAGAGCCGGCUGCCUGUGUUUACCCUGGAUUACCCCCACGUGCAGAUCCCCUUCGAGAUCACUCUGUGGAUCCUGCUGGCCUCCCUGGCCAAGAUCGGCUUCCAUCUGUAUCACAAGUUGCCCACAAUAGUGCCUGAGAGCUGCCUUCUUAUAAUGGUUGGACUUCUACUAGGCGGGAUUAUUUUUGGUGUUGAUGAGAAGUCGCCCCCUGCAAUGAAGACUGAUGUGUUUUUCUUGUACCUCCUCCCACCCAUCGUGCUGGAUGCCGGCUAUUUCAUGCCCACUCGCCCAUUCUUUGAGAACAUUGGCACCAUUUUCUUGUAUGCUGUGGUAGGGACCCUUUGGAAUUCCAUUGGCAUUGGUGUGUCUUUGUUUGGUAUCUGCCAGAUCGAAGCAUUCGGCCUCAGCGACAUCACUUUGCUCCAGAACCUGCUCUUUGGCAGCUUAAUCUCAGCUGUGGAUCCUGUGGCUGUGCUUGCUGUCUUUGAGAACAUUCACGUCAAUGAGCAACUCUACAUUCUGGUCUUUGGAGAGUCCCUGCUGAAUGAUGCAGUAACAGUGGUCCUGUACAACUUGUUCAAGUCGUUUUGCCAGAUGAAAACCAUUGAGACCAUUGAUGUGUUUGCAGGAAUCGCGAACUUCUUUGUUGUGGGAAUCGGUGGGGUGCUGAUUGGCAUCUUCCUGGGCUUUAUAGCGGCAUUUACUACUCGAUUCACCCAUAAUAUCCGAGUGAUCGAGCCACUCUUUGUUUUCCUGUACAGUUAUUUGUCCUACAUCACAGCCGAAAUGUUUCACCUCUCGGGCAUCAUGGCAAUCACUGCUUGUGCCAUGACUAUGAAUAAGUACGUGGAAGAAAAUGUAUCUCAAAAAUCCUACACGACCAUCAAGUACUUCAUGAAGAUGCUGAGCAGCGUCAGUGAGACCUUGAUCUUCAUCUUCAUGGGCGUGUCCACCGUGGGCAAGAAUCACGAGUGGAACUGGGCCUUCGUCUGCUUCACCCUGGCCUUCUGCCUCAUCUGGCGAGCCCUGGGUGUCUUUGUCCUGACUCAGGUCAUUAAUAGGUUCCGGACCAUUCCCCUGACCUUCAAGGAUCAGUUCAUCAUUGCCUAUGGAGGACUGCGAGGUGCCAUCUGUUUUGCACUAGUGUUUCUCCUUCCUGCUGCUGUGUUUCCUCGGAAAAAGCUGUUUAUUACGGCUGCCAUUGUUGUCAUAUUCUUUACUGUCUUCAUUCUGGGAAUAACUAUUCGACCACUGGUGGAGUUUCUUGAUGUCAAGAGGUCCAAUAACAAACAACAAGCUGUCAGUGAAGAAAUCUACUGUCGGUUGUUUGAUCAUGUGAAGACUGGAAUUGAAGACGUUUGUGGACACUGGGGUCACAACUUUUGGAGAGACAAGUUUAAAAAGUUUGAUGAUAAAUAUCUGCGGAAGCUUUUGAUUCGGGAAAACCAACCAAAGUCAAGCAUUGUAUCUUUAUAUAAAAAGCUUGAAAUAAAACAUGCCAUUGAGAUGGCAGAGACCGGGAUGAUAAGUACUGUCCCUACAUAUGCAUCUCUAAAUGAUUGUCGUGAAGAAAAAAUAAGGAAGGUCACAUCUGGUGAAACUGAUGAAAUUCGAGAACUCCUAUCAAGAAAUCUCUAUCAAAUCCGUCAGCGAACCUUAUCCUACAACAGACACAGUCUGACUGCCGACACAAGUGAGAGACAAGCCAAGGAGAUUCUGAUUCGCCGGCGGCACAGUUUGCGAGAAAGCAUUAGGAAGGACAGCAGCUUGAAUCGAGAACACAGGGCUUCCACUUCAACCUCCCGAUAUUUAUCCUUACCUAAAAAUACAAAGCUUCCAGAAAAGCUACAAAAGAGGAAGACUAUUUCUAAUGCAGAUGGCAAUAGCAGUGACUCAGACACAGAUACCGGGACCACCGUGCUCAAUUUGCAGCCCAGAGCCAGGCGCUUCUUGCCAGAACAGUUCUCCAAGAAAUCCUCCCCAGCCUAUAAAAUGGAAUGGAAGAACGAGGUAGAUGUUGAAUCUGGCCCCGAGAAGCCCAGCACCCCCCCAACACCCCACAGCAGAGAAAAGGGCACCCAGACGCCAGGCUUACUACGGCAGCCCCUUCUCUCUAAAGACCAGUUUGAUCCAGAGAGGGAAGACAGUUUGACUGAAGGCAUCCCGCCUAAGCCGCCACCACGGCUGGUCUGGAGGGCAUCGGAAACUGGAAGCCGGAAAGCCAGAUUCGGGAGUGAGAAGCCUUAAUAGAAGCAGCCAAAGCAGAUGUGAGUGUCUGACCCAGCACAGCUGUGGUUUGUUACUCUGAAACCCAACAAAACAGUGGAAUCCAUGAAAACUCUCUGUGCAUCUAAAUACUUCUGGGGGGCGAUAGAUGCAUGCCACGGAUAAAUGAGGCAAAUCCGAAGAAAA
Piliocolobus tephrosceles (Ugandan red Colobus) is the source of this 2758-nucleotide messenger RNA. It is a transcript of the gene SLC9A2, whose product is annotated as solute carrier family 9 member A2. NCBI's taxonomy places the organism in Eukaryota, Metazoa, Chordata, Mammalia, Primates, Cercopithecidae. Bases 155 to 2593 code for a protein of 812 amino acids. Gene Ontology annotation, cellular component: plasma membrane. The record is from RefSeq and is a predicted model, not a curated record. The transcript has 12 exons. Gene Ontology annotation, molecular function: potassium:proton antiporter activity; sodium:proton antiporter activity. Gene Ontology annotation, biological process: sodium ion import across plasma membrane; regulation of intracellular pH; potassium ion transmembrane transport.